Diospyros lotus (date-plum) is the source of this 1619-nucleotide messenger RNA. Its product is annotated as mRNA cap guanine-N7 methyltransferase 2. Gene Ontology annotation, cellular component: nucleus. The transcript is spliced from 11 exons. Gene Ontology annotation, biological process: 7-methylguanosine mRNA capping. Gene Ontology annotation, molecular function: mRNA 5'-cap (guanine-N7-)-methyltransferase activity. The coding region runs from base 115 to 1179 and encodes 354 amino acids. NCBI's taxonomy places the organism in Eukaryota, Viridiplantae, Streptophyta, Magnoliopsida, Ericales, Ebenaceae. The record is from RefSeq and is a predicted model, not a curated record.
AAUGUUCUCCGUAUACCGUAACCGGACAUCCGGAUUCAGGAUUCCCAGCCCACUUGUCCAGCGCCGCUUCUACUCGGGUUGAGAACGAAAAAGGCAAGACAGCACAGACACAGCAUGGCUCACAGGCCGGCCGAGUCGACUCACCAGCGCCUCUUUGAGUUCUCUCGAACUGCUCUAAUCAAGAUUUUCCUCUCUCCUUACGCCUCUGUGUGUGAUUUGUACUGCGGCGGAGUGCCAGAUGAGAGCAAGUGGGACGAAGCCCAAAUUGGUCACUACAUUGGAAUUGAUGUUGCGCAAUCUGGAGUAAGUCAAGUUCGAGAAGCAUGGGAAAGUCAGCGAAAGGCUUACACUUCUAAGUUCUUUGAGCUUGAUCCCUGCAUUGAGGAUAUAGAACCAUACUUGCAGGAGAAGGGCAAUAUGGCUGACAUAGUUUGCUGUAUGCAGCAUUUGCAGUUCUGUUUUGAAACUGAAGAGAAAGGAAGGAUGCUUUUACAUAAUGUGGCAUCAUUGCUAAAACCUGGGGGUUAUUUCUUUGGUAUUUGUCCAGACUCCUCUACUAUAUGGGCAAAGUACCAGAAGAAUGUUGAAGCAUAUCACAACAAGAGCAGUAGCAUGAAACCUGGCCUCGUCCCAAAUUGCAUUAGAUCUGAGAGCUACAUGAUCACUUUUGAAGUCGAGGAAGAGAAGUUCCCAUUUUUUGGGAAGAAAUAUCAGUUGAAAUUUGCUGGAGAUAGUUCUGCUGAAACACAUUGCUUGGUUCAUUUCCCAAGUUUGCUCAGGUUGGCUAGGGAGGCUGGUCUUGAGUAUAUGGAGAUACAAAAUUUAACUGACUUUUACGAUGACAACAGAGCACCAUUUGCAGGCAUGCUACUUGAUGCUGCUCCAAAUCUCGUGGAUCCAAGAGGAAGACUACUGCCUAGAUCAUAUGAUGUCUUAGGUCUCUAUACCACAUUUGUAUUUCAAAAACCUGACCCAGAUGUUGCUCCUCCUUUGAUGACUCCUUUUGUUCAACCUGGAUGUCACAAGUAUGAUGAGAGAGAGUGGCAAGCUGGUACCAGUUGGAGGGAUAACGAGAAGAAUGGACAAGCAGAACCAUCGACAAGUCUGGCGAAGAUUACUGAGCAGAAGGGGAUUUUAGGCCCAGGACCUGCGGAAUUGCGAUUUUCAGAAGCUAUGUAACCUGGCUGUGGCUUGAAGCCACUUGGUGAAGAGCCUAGAGGUGAACAUACCCCAUCGUUGGUUUUGAAGACUAAUCCUGCUGUUUAUGUGUAGUUGUACAAUGGGGGUAAGAAGGCUAACAUAGUGUUAACUCGAAUAUGGAUCUGGAGUAAAGCUGCGGACUUUUCCCCCUUCUUGUAAAUGUAGCUAUUAAAUUAGCAAAGAAACAAAUGGCAUGGUUUGAAGAAACAAAGCUGCAAAUGAAGCCUUGGUUCGACCGCAAGGCAGAGGUCCUACAAUCCUCAAGUUCAAAAGUUUAAUUCUUGUUAUAUGCAGAAUUUUCGUAAGAUUUUUCUCCUACUUGUUAGCUUUCAUUUGAUUCGAACUUAAUGUACUUAGUAGUAAGCAUUGCACAAAAAUAUUGUUGGAAUACUUUUUACAAAAAUAUUGAAGCUUUCAGA